CUACAUAGAGACAUUUACUUCUUCUUCCUCUUUCCCCCUCUUUCAUUCUACCCUCUGUACCCACUUUCUCUCUCCUCUCUCUCUCUCUCUCUCUCUCUGAAUUUCUUAAUAUGAAUUCUCAAAACCCAUGUCUUGUAGUUUUGAUCACAAUCCUCACUUCACUACUUGUAGCAAAAUCUACUACUGAUCAUGACUUCUCAUACUUUGAUGGAAAAUUCUGCUUGAACAAGGAUAUAGAAGACCAAAAGAACCUGACCUCGCUGCGGCGGAGGCCCACGGUGGAGCAACCGGACUGCACGACUUGGACGGCGGCAUGUUCCGAGGAGGUGCUCCAGCUCGCAAAGCAGCCGGAAAAUGUCCAGUGGCUGAAGGGGCUGAGGAGGAGAAUUCACGAGAACCCUGAGCUUGCUUUUGAGGAAUUCGAGACGAGUCGGCUAAUUCGCGACGAAUUGGACAGAAUGGAAGUCCCCUUUAAGUUUCCGUUGGCAAAGACCGGAAUCCGAGCCAUGAUCGGAACCGGUGGGCCACCUUUCGUCGCCAUCAGAGCCGACAUGGAUGCCCUCCCCAUUCAGGAAGCUGGUGAAUGGGAGCACAAAAGCAAAAAUGCUGGAAAAAUGCACGCUUGUGGGCAUGACGCGCACGUGACCAUGCUCAUCGGGGCAGCCAAGAUUCUCAAGAGUCGCGAACAUCACUUGAAGGGGACAGUAGUACUGCUCUUCCAGCCAGCAGAGGAAGCUGGUAAUGGUGCAAAACGGAUGAUCGGAGAUGGGGCUCUAGAAAACGUGGAGGCCAUAUUCGCGGUUCAUGUAUCUCAUGAGCAUCCAACCGCUAUAAUCGGAUCAAGGCCUGGUCCUUUGCUUGCAGGGUGUGGCUUUUUUAGAGCAGUAAUUAGUGGGAAAGAGGGUCGUGCAGCGAAUCCACACCGUUCUGUUGAUCCUAUGUUAGCUGCCUCGGCUGCUGUAAUCAGCUUACAGGGGAUUGUGUCUCGUGAAGCAAAUCCAAUGGACUCUCAGGUGGUGUCUGUGACUUCAUUCAAUGGAGGCGAUAAUCUUGACAUGGUACCGGAUACCAUAGUCCUUGGUGGCACCUUUAGAGCAUUUUCCAACACAAGCUUUUACCAAUUGCUAAGAAGAAUAGAGGAGGUUAUUGUAGAACAAGCCAGAGUUUUUAGAUGCUCGGCAACAGUUGACUUCUUUGAGAAAGAGUACACAAUUUAUCCUCCCACAGUGAAUGACGAGCACAUGUAUGAACAUGUGAGGAAGGUGGCUAUUGAUUUGUUAGGACCGACGAACUUCAGAGUGGUCCCACCGAUGAUGGGAGCCGAGGAUUUCUCCUUCUUCUCAGAAGUGGUGCCCGCAGCCUUCUACUACAUUGGCAUAAGGAAUGAAACACUGGGUUCCAUACACACAGGCCACUCCCCUCACUUCAUGAUCGACGAAGAUGUUCUCCCUAUAGGCGCUGCAGCUCACGCUACCAUUGCCGAGAGAUAUCUCAUUGAGCACAGAUAAUGCAGAGGGACUACCACCCUAGGGGAUAUUAAUUUUGUACUCCAGGUCAAGGAGGACGGAUUUAUAGGGACAUACUCCCACCUGUGUAGAGAGUAUUAUUCGUUAAUGUGAUUUUUAGCUCUUUUAGAUGUAUUAACUAAUAGUGAUUUGCUAUAUAGUUCAUUCUGUUCUUUCAUAGCACAAAACUGCAUCAAUCGAUUUGUAACAUAUUACUGUAAGUUUUAAGCAUAAUUCACCGAGAAUUAUGGUGUUCGGUGUUGCUUCUGCUAUCUGUAUGUAUAUAUAAUGUUCCUGAAGUUGUAUUUCCCUUGUGCAUAUAUUAUUUGUUGUAUCCUUUAAUUGAAUACUUAAGAUUUCUUGAUCUAUGGUUUAAUUUA
This is a messenger RNA of Cornus florida, 1885 nucleotides long. Its product is annotated as IAA-amino acid hydrolase ILR1-like 6. NCBI's taxonomy places the organism in Eukaryota, Viridiplantae, Streptophyta, Magnoliopsida, Cornales, Cornaceae. Gene Ontology annotation, cellular component: endoplasmic reticulum. The coding region runs from base 111 to 1508 and encodes 465 amino acids. The transcript is spliced from 5 exons. Gene Ontology annotation, biological process: jasmonic acid metabolic process; auxin metabolic process. The record is from RefSeq and is a predicted model, not a curated record. Gene Ontology annotation, molecular function: IAA-Ala conjugate hydrolase activity.